CAACGUGGGAGUGAGGGGUAGAGAGAAGUCUCUAAGGGACAGAGUUGUUGAAUGACAUACAGUUUUGUUUUAUUUUUGUAGCAAGCGGAGGAAACAAGCCCUUUAGACAGAAAAGACAUUUUACACAAACUGUUUCUUCGCAAGUCGUCCCGCUAAAGGUCAGACUUCAACAUUACAGCUGAGCCUGAGGAAAAGGCGAAAAAGUGACCUUACUUUCUUCCCCCACUAAAGUAUUUUUCACACAACUUUCUAUGAAUUUGGACGUUACAUUGUCUAAAGAACGUCUGCUCUAAUAUUGGAGGACAACAGAAGUCACACUUGACCACCGACAACUGAAAAGAUUUAUCUCAACAGACCGAAGGUUGUUUGUCAAAUGGUCCAUAAUAACUCGCAAAAGACGCACUCAAUUUUGGACAGACACAUGGAUUCGCUGGGACACCCUGGGCUACAAAAGUCACAUGGAAAAGGAGCGAGAAGAAAAGGACGGUUCAAAGGGUCUGGUGGCAGCACCUCUUCGGAUACAACAACCAACAGCUUUGUGCGACAGGGUUCGGCGGACUCCUACACCAGCCGUCCAUCAGACUCCGAUGUGUCCCUGGAGGAGGAUAAGGAGGCCGUGCGACGAGAGGCAGAGCGACAGGCUCAGGCACAGCUUGAGAAGGCCAAGACAAAACCUGUGGCAUUUGCUGUUCGCACAAAUGUCAACUACUGCGCCACCGUUGAGGACGACGUCCCUGUGCCGGGCAUGGCAAUCUCCUUUGAGGCUAAAGACUUCCUUCAUGUCAAAGAGAAGUUUAACAAUGACUGGUGGAUAGGGCGCCUGGUGAAGGAAGGCUGUGAAAUUGGUUUCAUCCCUAGUCCAGUGAAGAUCGAGAACACUCGGAUACAACACGAGCAGAGAGCCAAACAGGGCAAAUUCCACUCUAGUAAAUCAGGAGCGAACUCCUCAACCAGUUUAGGUGAAGUGGUUCCUAACUCGCGGAAAUCCACCCCACCUUCCUCUGCCAUUGACAUAGACGCCACAGGCUUAGAUCCCGAGGACAAUGAGCUUCCAGUCCACCUACGGUCCCCUAGACCCAGUCAGCCAAACACUGUCAUAUCUCCCACCCUAGCCAGAGAGAAACGAAUGCCCUUCUUUAAGAAGACGGAACACAUUCCUCCGUACGACGUUGUGCCUUCCAUGCGACCUGUGGUCCUGGUUGGACCGUCACUGAAGGGCUAUGAGGUGACAGACAUGAUGCAAAAAGCACUGUUUGACUUUUUGAAACAUCGAUUUGAGGGGAGAAUAUCAAUCACUCGAGUCACAGCGGACAUUUCUCUUGCCAAACGCUCAGUCCUCAACAACCCUAGUAAACACGCCAUCAUCGAGCGCUCAAACACGCGCUCCAACCUUGUGGCUGAAGUUCAGAGUGAGAUAGAGCGUAUCUUUGAACUGGCGCGGACCUUACAGCUGGUGGUUCUGGAUGCAGACACCAUCAAUCACCCGACCCAACUAGGCAAGACCUCCCUUGCCCCCAUCAUCGUCUAUGUCAAAAUCUCAUCUCCCAAGGUUUUGCAGAGGCUCAUAAAGUCCAGAGGGAAGUCUCAGGCCAAGCACCUUAACGUCCAGAUGGUGGCUGCAGACAAACUGGCCCAGUGCCCUCCCGAGAUGUUUGACAUCAUCCUGGAUGAGAACCAGUUGGAGGAUGCGUGUGAGCACAUGGCUGACUACUUGGAGGCCUACUGGAAGAGCACCCACCCUGCCAGCUGCACCCCCCCCAACUCGCUGAUGGCCAAGCAGGCCACGGCCACACUGCCCUCCAGCCCAGCUCCUGGGUCCGGCUUGCAGGGGAGCAGCGGGGCGGAGCAGAAAGCCGGGGAGAGGAAGGGCUCCAGGGAGGAGCACCACCACCACCACCACAGCCACCAGCAGAACCCGCCGGACGGGGAGGACGACGACGAGGCCGAAGGGGACGAGGAGGAGGAGGAGCAAAGGCCCCUCAGGACAGAGUCUUCCAGGAGGCCCCAGCACGUCCACCACUGCGCCUCCUCCCAGCGGGCCGACCACAACCACCACCACCACCACCACGGCGGGGGCCGGGGCAAAGGCUUCUCGCGGGGGGAGGUCCAGGACUCAGAGACCCCCGGGAGUCGGGAGAGCAGAGACUCAGCCUACAUAGAGCCCCACACUCACCAGGAGGAAGAGGAGGAGGAGGAGGAGGAGGACGACGACGACGAGAGGCUGGGAGAUGGGGGCCACCCGCAGAGCCGAUACGACACCCAGACCCAUUCCCGGGACAACAACCACCACCAUCAUCACCACCACCACCGAGCCAGCGGACCUGCCGGCGCCGAGGACAUAGGCCACGGCACCACGGGACACCACCGCUCCAAGGACCGCAACGAGCAGGAUCACAACGAGCGCAACAAGCCCCGCGUCCAUCACCACCACCAACGGCCGGCCCGUGACCACCACCACCAGUACUACGACAGGGACAGGGAGGCCGAAGUGGCCCACAAAAAGAGGGGCGACACAGGGGACUGGGUCAGAGACCCCUAUAUCCACCAGUGACAACCCAGCCCCUUGACCCCCCCCCCCCCCUCGCGGUGGGACUUAACCCCCUCUCUCCCAAACAGUUCCGUUGUCCUACCGUGCUGCUACACCCCACAGUCCUCUACAACCCCACCCCCCCACUCCGUUUAUAUACGCUUCCUUUGGCGGUUGCAUCCUUAGCAACAGCAGUAUUUUGAUUCUAUAUAAAUAUCUAAAUAUAAAUGUGUAUUGAUACAUAGACACUGCCCCGUUUAUGUGUGGAUACGCAUCUUCUAAAUAUGCAUAUUUUAAACCUGUGUUUGAUCAAGCAUGCCCCAACAGCAGAACCCUUUUCUGUACUGAGCUGUGCUUACUGUGACUAGCAUUUUUAUUGUUUUAAUACAUUGGUCUUUUUUUUUUUUUUUUGCUUGCGGCCACUUGAACAAGAACGUGUUCAUGCAGACUGCUGUUGGCGAUGACUCCUACCGACUGAGAGGCAGAAUGCGCUACAUUUUUGCGAUUGUUUUGUUUGAUUAAUUUAAUUUCUCCAGGUUCCUUGCUUGCUUUUUUUGUUAUUCAGUAUCUUCUAUUUUGGGCGUUGGUCCACUGAUGUUGAUGCUGCUUUUCCAUUGGGGCUCAGUUUAGUCUCGCCUUACAAAAAAGAAAUAGUGAAAUGACUUACUGUUCAACAUUACAGUAAUGUUGUUCUUCUAUUUAUAAAGGGUCCAGAAACAUUUUAUAACAUUGAUACAUACUCUGUUCAGCACUUUUACAACAGUAUACUGUAGACUGAUUUACGUUGUUGCUGAAUUCCGUUUAUCAGGUCCAACCAAGCCACUCUAACAGUAAGGGACUUUAUGAUGGUAUUGUAUGGCCAUUUUAUAAGGACAGUUCCAUGCACUUACUACAGUCAACUAAUGAAAACUCCUUGAGGUACCCCAAAAAUAUUUCCCUGUGCUGAGUGUUACGUUCCUACCUGUCCAACUGCCCAUUAUUUUUAUUUGGAUGUUUAAUUCAAGUUCAACCACAACCACUGAAAGAAAAUAACUGGAUGAUAAAGGUUAAGCUUUUCUGCUCAGCUGUAGUGUUCAAGAAUAUUUGUAAGAACCAAGUUAUAUACAGAGCCAAAAUUUUAUAUUUAGAAAAUGUAUUUCUAAAAAAUAUAUAACUCUAAAUACAUGGCUCUGGUUGCAACUUAGGACAGUUUUGCAUUGACGAGGUUAGGACAGAAGCCUAACUUAAGAUAUGUGUCAGAUAAUGAAACCGCUGAAUGUCUGACUUUUUAAGAUUGAUAUCCCUAGUGAGUUUCCCUAGUUCAGGCUUCCCUCUGUAAAGUAAGGGAGUGACGCAGCUCAAACAGCUCCUUAAUCCCUGUGUAGUGCACUACUUUUGGGGCCUAUUGGACUCUUGUCAGGAGUAGGGCCUACUACGUAGGUAGUAGCAUGCCAUUUGGGAUUCACAUAGGUCACAUCUCUGCCCCUCUUGUUUACAUUACCACCAGCCACCAGUCUCCUAGAACAAUUUGUAUCUUUUGUUUUUAAUUUUGCCUAACAUUAACUUAUGUAAAUGUAAAAUAUUAUAAUAUAUUAUUGUAAAAUCCAUUUGUAUGCUCCUCUAGUAGCACUACACAUUUUUAAGAGUGUAUAUUUGUAUGUACAUAUGUAUAAAUAAAAAAAAAUAAACUUGACAACAAAAGAUGAUGUAGAGGACAAGAAAA
This is a messenger RNA of Esox lucius (northern pike), 4229 nucleotides long. RefSeq names its product calcium channel, voltage-dependent, beta 2a (gene cacnb2a). Gene Ontology annotation, cellular component: voltage-gated calcium channel complex. The record is from RefSeq and is a predicted model, not a curated record. Bases 374 to 2551 code for a protein of 725 amino acids. NCBI's taxonomy places the organism in Eukaryota, Metazoa, Chordata, Actinopteri, Esociformes, Esocidae. Gene Ontology annotation, biological process: chemical synaptic transmission; neuromuscular junction development; regulation of voltage-gated calcium channel activity. Gene Ontology annotation, molecular function: protein binding; high voltage-gated calcium channel activity. The transcript has 14 exons.